AUAAGAUAACGAAAUAGAAAUUGGUCAGACUUGACUGCGAUAUAAUCUUCUCGUGACAUUACCAGAACUAUGUACUAUGUAAAGGAAAUACUCAUAUCAGCAUUGCUUAUAUGCUAUUCUACGACCACAACAAAAGCAUGCCCUGGCGGAUGGAUACAGGGACCAAUAGCCUGCUAUUUCCUAAGUAAAUUUGGUGGAACAUGGGCAGAUGCAAACAGUGUUUGUCAGGGAUUUCUUGGCAAAUUAGCAGAACCAAUCGAAGAAGAAUCUUUUCAAUUCCUCUCUGGCGCUUCGAAAAACGAAACCCCACACAAUGGACAAUUCUAUCUUGGGGGAAGCGAUAUGUUUGUGGAGGGAAUAUGGGAGUGGUCUACGACUAAAACCCAAAUAUACAAAAACCAUUGGUACCCUGGAAAUCCGAGUGACUCAAACCACAACGAGGAUUGCCUGGCGCUUAAUGGGGGAAUCCUUAACGACGUACCGUGUACAUCCUCCUACUCGUUCAUCUGCCAACUUGAGAGAGAUGAGGCGGUUGAACAAGUCAUAGGAUGAUAACGGACCAAAAGAGAUUUGUCUUCAUCGUCAAUAAAACUAUCUUGUGCGCUUA
Molecule: messenger RNA, 607 nt
Organism: Mizuhopecten yessoensis (Yesso scallop)
Lineage: Eukaryota; Metazoa; Mollusca; Bivalvia; Pectinida; Pectinidae
Product: perlucin-like protein
Exons: 5
Coding region: 70-552 (160 amino acids)
Molecular function (GO): signaling receptor activity
Source: RefSeq, a predicted model, not a curated record